ACAUUUCCCAGAGUCCUUUGGCACAACAAGGUUCGGCAGUGCAGGUUGAAUUGACUCUGGCUGCAGAUGACUGGAAGCGAAAACAAUUGGCAUAGAUGUAGUGCGUUGAAGUUCAGCUGUCUUUCCAGUGCACGAAUAAUGAACGAAAUACAGAAAUAGUGAUAUAAUGGCUGUUGAAGCUGUCCACUACAACCUGAGUCAGAAUGGCAUAGAUCAUGCAUCCUGCACAGAAGAAGUGUGCUUAGAGCUACAGACAGAAAGUGCAGAGAGUCCAGCGGGGAGUGAGGAGAGUAAUCCAAGUCUGCCAGAGACUAAACCUGGCAAUGUGAAACUGUCCAAGCCAGUAGCUCUAUGGACCCAGCAGGAUGUCUGCAAGUGGCUGAAGAAACACUGCCCCAAUCAGUAUCAAAUCUACAGCGCGUCCUUCAAACAGCAUGAUAUAACAGGUCGGGCUUUGAUGAGACUGACAGAUAAGAAGCUGGAGAGGAUGGGGAUAGCACAAGAAAGCCAGCGACAGCACAUCUUGCAACAGGUUCUUCAGCUGAGAGUGAGGGAGGAAGUCAGGAACCUGCAGUUACUUACACAAGGUCCGUCCGUAACCAUAACAAAGGAACAGAUUGAACAGAAAUUUGUUGUCAAGGCUUCCUCGCUGGAGAGUUCAGCGUAGUGCCCCCAUUCCAGAGGCAGGGAACCACCUGACUGCCUCUCCUGCAAGACCACAAGCAAGUGGCUUCAUCAUUUUAAAACGGAAGAAAAAGGAACAAAAAUGAAGUCUGAAGAGAUGUUUCCAAAAAGUGGAAGCUUCCCUUUGUUUACUAGUAUACUGUAAUUCAAAUUAAAAGUAGCACUUUAUAUAUGUAAUAUAUAAACUCUCUCUCUCUAGAUAUGUGUGUGUGUGUGUGUAUAUAUAUAUAUAUAUAUAUAAUGUGUGUGUGUGUGUGUGUGUGUGUGUGUCUUACACUGGUAUACACGCUUCUUACAAAGCUUACUUAGGCAUACUGAUGGUAUGUUACAGUAAAUCACUUUUUACUUUCCAAUACUGUUUUCUGGUUGUGAAAUCUGCUGACUGUCUGCAGCGUUUCUUGAAACCCAUGAGUGUUGGGGAAAGUUCACUGUGAUUCCAGUCUGUGUUAAAAGUGCACCUGUUUCACCCCUGUAGUAAAGAAGGCAGCACAGCACCUCAAACCCCUUCAGUGGUCAUGUUAAUAGAGAAUGUGCAGUGUGGCAUGAAGGCUGAAGUAAUUUGGUUAAAAUUUAAAAGUGCAGAAGCUACGAUGAUACUUGAGAAGAGAGAGUUUGCUGCUUAUAAUUAGAUGCUUUUGAAAGAGUAGUUAAAUCCCUUAAAAUCAUGGAACCAGGGAAUGUUUUCAAUUUUACAUUUUUAAAUAGUAUUAAUUGUAUUUUUAUGCGUAUUUUUACUGCCACAGUUUACACUGGUGUUGCUGUAUGUGAAGGGAGAAAAGUAUUACCUUAAUCAAACCUUAGUUAGUACCACGUUGUGAAUCACAUCACGUAAUUACCUUCAUAAAAGUUUCCCAUAGUAAAAUCAUAACAGCGUAUUAAAACACAGUGAAAGUAUUGGGGGGCUCCCAAGUGACGCUUCCAGUAAAGGCGCUCCACGUGGAGUGCAGGAUGCGCUCUAUAGCCUGGACGUCGCAAGUUCGAGUCCAGGCUAUUCCACAGCCGACCGUGGACGGGAGCUCCCAGGGGGCGUCGCACAAUUGGCCGAGCGUCGCCCGGGGGGAGGGAGGGUUAGGUCGGCCAGUGUGUCCUCGGCUCACCGGGCACCAGCGACCGCUGUAGUCUGGCCAGGCGCCUGUGGGCUUGCCUGUAAGCUGCUCGAGAGCUGCAUUGUCCUCCGACGGUUUAGCUCUUGGGUGGCUGCAUGGUGAGUCCGCAGUGUGAAAAAAAAGUGGUCAGCUGACGGUACACGCUUCGGAGGACAGUGUGUGUUCGUCUUCGCCCUCCCGAGUCAGCGCAGGGGUGGUAGCGGUGAGCUGAGCAUAAAAAUAAUUGGCCAUUCUAAAUUGGGAGAAAAUAAUAAAAAUAAUUGGCAACAACUAAAUUUAUAAAAGAAAUUAAACACAGUGAAAGUAUGGUUAAGCAUAGGUAAGCAUUGUAAAGCACAGAGAGAUAUGGUAAAGCAUAUUUAAAUAAAAAAAACAUAGCAAACCAGGGUAAACUAUGGUAAAUGCAUGGUGAAAGUGCACAAAACACCAUGGUAAACCUUUAUAAGGGUAUUACUACAGAUUUUUGCUACAUAUUUACUAUGGUGUAACUAUGAUAAGCUACCAUAAUAACAGUGCAGAUGGUUAAAAUGUUCUGUUUUAACCUUUAUUAUGAAGACCAACCAUCAUGACUAUGUAACAUCUCCAUGCCAAAUUAAACCAAAACAAGCACCCCAACAUUCAAAGAGGAUCAUUUAAAAAAAGAUGUAUUAAUGUGAAUGUCUAGCAUUGCUACUUUUGUAAGAAAAAAUGAUAGCUAACAAAUAUUAAAGGAUGGUGCAUCACCUUGCGUAGCGGGGCAGUAUUAAAAAAAAAGGAAAGAGGACAGGUGUCUGUAAUAAAGGUGAUUUAAAAUAAUGUCGCAAGUAGUUUAAUGGGUGUAAAAAUACCUCCACAGUUCAGCGCCUCCUUAAUCAAUCAAAAUGUCAGACUGACUCUAAUUAUUAAAGUAUUCUGGUGUCUAGGGAGAUUUAAAAACUUUGAACUACUGUAGGCGUAACAUGCUACCCAUUAGUCAGCUAACUGUCAGUUACCAUACACCCACAGGUUACAAGCGCCAGUCAGCACCCGAUAGCUGUACCGCCCCACACAUCACCCAGAAAUAUCUAUAAAAAAAAAGGCUUUUCAGAAGCAGAAUGAAGUCAAAUAAGAAAUAACCUGCAUACAGAAAUAUCUGCAUGGAUUUGCUUUAGGACACCAUGCGUUGAUGUAAACUUACUUUCUAACCGCCCUGUACAUUAUUAUAGUUGUUUUGUUACACACAAACCGAAGAUUUAAUGUGUAUAUAUAAUGAAAAUUGUACAAUAUCUAAUCGAUUGUACAAUAUCUAAACCUUUCUCUAACAAAUUAUAGUGGAUAAAUAAAAAUAUAAAAAACAAAGUGAAGUAGACAAUUGUUUUAGCGAAUGCCUUUCAGUGUUCAGGCUUAUAAUCUAUGGCGACUGGGGAUAUAGUGUAGGUGCCAUUUUAUAGAUAUAUAUUUCACAUUUUAGACAGAGAACUGCUUAUCCAAUUCUUAUCAAAAGUAGCAAGUCGUAUCUGGAGGCACCUGUCCAUCUGUCUGUACUUAGAGAACCGCUUAUUAUAUUAUAAUAAAACUUAGUAUGAACACA
This is a messenger RNA of Acipenser ruthenus (sterlet), 3339 nucleotides long. RefSeq names its product sterile alpha motif domain-containing protein 12-like. The coding region runs from base 167 to 667 and encodes 166 amino acids. The transcript has 6 exons. Gene Ontology annotation, biological process: cell surface receptor protein tyrosine kinase signaling pathway. Gene Ontology annotation, cellular component: cytoplasmic side of plasma membrane. Lineage: Eukaryota; Metazoa; Chordata; Actinopteri; Acipenseriformes; Acipenseridae. The record is from RefSeq and is a predicted model, not a curated record. Gene Ontology annotation, molecular function: protein binding.